Molecule: messenger RNA, 3023 nt
Organism: Brienomyrus brachyistius
Lineage: Eukaryota; Metazoa; Chordata; Actinopteri; Osteoglossiformes; Mormyridae
Product: COUP transcription factor 2-like
Exons: 3
Coding region: 528-1796 (422 amino acids)
Biological process (GO): negative regulation of transcription by RNA polymerase II; cell differentiation; anatomical structure development
Molecular function (GO): RNA polymerase II cis-regulatory region sequence-specific DNA binding; retinoic acid binding; zinc ion binding
Source: RefSeq, a predicted model, not a curated record
CCUAAACAAGAAAGGAAGAACCAACAAUAUAUAUAUUUUUUUUACUAAUUAUUAUUGUUGUUAUUAAUACUGUUCGUCUAUUUCCAUCAGCUCUUCUGGAACUUAAAUCGUCCUUUGCCGGUAUCCAAGACCUGAUUUUUCCCUUUUAUUUUUGUGCGCAUGUCAUCGCUAAACUGUUCGUCGGGCGCUGUCAGUUUCAGUUGCGUCCGUCUCCUUUUAUUACAGUUAUAAUUAUAUUUUUUUCAUCAAUGGGUUUGCUGAAUGGCCGACUGCAAGCACCUCUGGACUUGGCCUCUUAGCGCGCGGCUGCUAUUCGGCUCGUCUUCUUACAGCCUUUAACAUCCAAGUCUGUUCUGCUUAAGCAAUUUUACAAAUUUUAUUUUGUGCGGGAUUCGCCGGAGAAAUUCAACGAAAUAAUAAUUUAAAAAAGAUAUAUACGCCUUUUUCUGUCUCCGAGCUCAUAGCUGAAGCACCACAAUACCAAAAACGGAAGACAAUAAAAAGUUACUUAACGUUGGCUGAUAGAUAUGGCAAUGGCAGUAUGGAGAGGCUCCCAGGACGAUGUGGCCGAGACCCCGGGGACCCUCUCUUCGCAGACCCCUCAAGGACCGCUGUCUCUACCAACCCCUCAAUCUGGGCAUCUGAACCUGGCCGCCUCUCAGGUCGCUCCACCGAACCCGCAAACGCCCGUCCAAGGCGGUGGACCACCGGGAAGCACAACGCAGUCCACGCCGCCCAACCACACCGGCCAGGCGCCGGACAAACAGCAACCCCAGCACAUCGAGUGUGUGGUUUGCGGGGACAAGUCGAGUGGCAAACACUAUGGCCAGUUCACAUGCGAGGGCUGCAAGAGCUUCUUCAAACGGAGCGUACGGAGGAACCUGACCUACACAUGCAGAGCCAACAGGAACUGUCCCAUUGACCAGCACCACCGCAAUCAGUGCCAGUACUGCCGCCUUAAAAAAUGCCUCAAGGUUGGCAUGAGGCGGGAAGCGGUUCAAAGGGGACGGAUGCCACCCACGCAGCCACACCACGGCCAGUUCGCCUUGACAAAUGGAGACCCUCUGCACUGCCAUUCAUACUUAUCCGGAUAUAUCUCUCUCCUUCUGCGAGCGGAGCCCUACCCAACGUCCCGAUACGGCAGCCAGUGUAUGCAGCCCAACAACAUCAUGGGCAUCGAAAACAUAUGUGAACUGGCGGCCAGGAUGCUUUUCUCUGCCGUGGAGUGGGCCAGGAAUAUCCCCUUCUUCCCAGACCUGCAGAUUACGGACCAGGUGGCCCUCCUGAGGUUGACCUGGAGCGAGUUGUUUGUGCUGAAUGCAGCGCAGUGCUCCAUGCCUCUCCAUGUGGCUCCUCUGCUGGCGGCCGCCGGCCUUCACGCCUCCCCCAUGUCCGCGGACAGAGUGGUGGCCUUCAUGGACCACAUUAGGAUCUUCCAGGAGCAAGUGGAGAAGCUGAAAGCUUUGCACGUCGACUCGGCCGAGUACAGCUGCUUAAAGGCCGUAGUGCUUUUCACCUCUGACGCUUGUGGUCUCUCAGAUGUGGCCCAUGUUGAGAGUUUGCAAGAGAAGUCUCAGUGCGCUCUGGAGGAAUACGUUAGAAGCCAGUACCCGAACCAGCCGACGCGAUUUGGGAAACUUUUACUUCGCCUGCCGUCUCUUCGCACGGUCUCCUCCUCGGUCAUAGAGCAAUUAUUUUUCGUCCGUUUGGUAGGUAAAACGCCAAUUGAAACGCUUAUCAGGGAUAUGUUGCUUUCCGGAAGCAGUUUUAACUGGCCUUACAUGCCGAUUCAAUAAACAGAAGGAGAAAAAAAAUAAACAACGAUACAGAGACUACUGUAGUUACCGCUUCUUUUAAAAAGAAAACGGCUGUUACACAAAUUUAUUUACACCAGAAAGACAUUUUCUGAAAUGACUGUGAAUUUUAAAAAUGAUACAGUAUGUGAACUUUUAAAAUCCCGUGGAAGGCUCUCUUGUUCCGAAUAAUUCGCUACUUAAUCUUUGUGUUGAAAUACUUUUGGGGUAUCGACCUUUUGAGGGAAAGUAAACUCUAAAGUGCAUUAAGAAGAAUUUGGUGACAUGUAGGAGAAAAGUGUUAAAAUGGUUACCUUCUCCAAAUGCCCUACGCCCCGUGUCCGUGUACAUUUGGCUGUUUUUGUAUUUAUUCUCCUGUCUGGUUCCAAACCAGCUUAUGUGAUUCUGUAGUAUACAGUUUUGAUAUUACCAUGGUAUUUUAUGAAACAGUAAGUGAUGUAAAGAAAAAAAAAUGUUCUUCUAGAAUUAAAACUGAAAACAUGGCAAUAUAGGGGAAGCGUUUCCACAAUGAGAAAUACUGCAGGUGCACUUACCGUACUGGCAAAGUAUGAUUUACUUAGGUGGGGAGAAAUGAUGAGAAAUGGUUUUAAUUUUUAUUUAGGGAAUCAAAUAGAAAUACGCCCGCUAAAAUAGGUAUGUGAAGACAAAAAAAUGAAUUGCUGGUCGAUGUCACUAGUUAAAGACCAGUAACCCUGGCAUCAGUGUUCACCAAACUUUACUUUAGAACAGCGCUCUCACCUUUUUAGGAGUCAGGAGUACUUUGCCGAGCGCUAGCAUAGCGUAGCAUCUCCAUUUAGCUAAUUAUGGAUAUUCCAGCCCAGCAGAUCUCCGUUGCUUUAACAUCAUUAACCCGAUUUACUAUUACGCAUGAAGCAAACAUUUCACCAAGAAACACGUAUUUGAUUUUUUUUUUAUUACGUCAAAACGAAGUCAAAGUUUGCGGGUUUAAAUAUGAAUUGGAGUAAGAAAACGGUUCGUUAUGCAAUUUUAUUUGCCUGUGUUUUUUUGCGGGCUUCACUGAUGCCAGUCAUUAGUGAAAAUAUUAAGUUAUGUCAUCGACGAAAAAUGUGGUUCAAGGGUCAAUUUACUUUUCGUGUCAGAGCAAAAUAUUUUUAGAACGUGUAUUAUCUCACCUAAAUCGUUGAAAUGUAAUACAUUUCUUAACGCCCAAUCCAUGUCCAACAUAAAGUGCCUGUGAAGAGUGUGUCG